AUGACUCGGAUUUGCCCAAAAACCGCACCAAAGGGGGCAGAGGCGCGCUUCCGAGUGCCAAACUUCACUCGCUCCCUCGAGUACACCACGAACGACUCUGCACUCGUAAGCGUCGCAGGAGGCCUGCACAACGCCGGGGACCAUGAAAAUUACCUGCGGCGCUCCGCCAACUGGCGCAACAUCUUCAACCCGAACCUGCACACGCUCGGCUACAGCUGUUUCGCAUGGCCACGCAACGCUAGCGGCAAGCUCGUCCCAUACUGGAGUGAUUAUGCGUACAAGGCGACGCUCUGGGGAGUACAGAAUCGCAAGCUCGACAACACGUUCGAAAAGGGCCGCGUCAACAUCGGCAACGAGCCGUCCUUCUUGGCCUCCUUCACAUACAAUUAUAAUGUCUCGCAAAACCACACGAGCAAUGUCAACGGCCACCCUGGCAAAACGGACGCCAGCGUGCUCCCUGCUGAGCUGCUCUGGCAGUUCUUGGGUCUCUACCCCUACGUGCCGUCGCCCAUUUACCUGAUCGUAGCUCCGCACACGUCCGAGAUGCGCGUGUACCUCACGAGAGCGGACUACGGCGCGCCUCUGCAGCUCGUCAAGACGUUAUGCCUGACCAAGACGAGCUCAAGGCCGCCCCCGCCGAACAGCUUGACGAACGGCACGGCGUUUGGCAGCAUGGCAGCUAUUAUGAAUACGAGAUAG
Tilletiaria anomala UBC 951 is the source of this 699-nucleotide messenger RNA. Its product is annotated as glycoside hydrolase family 92 protein. The transcript is spliced from 7 exons. Lineage: Eukaryota; Fungi; Basidiomycota; Exobasidiomycetes; Georgefischeriales; Tilletiariaceae. Bases 1 to 699 code for a protein of 232 amino acids. The record is from RefSeq and is a predicted model, not a curated record.